AUGAAUUAAACUACCCCUAAAUCCAUUGGAAUCAAUUAUGCAAGUAAAUAACAUAUAUUGAAUAUUAGAAUUAAGAAAAUAAAAAGGAAAGGAAGAAACUUUACCAAAAUCAAUGAGCACUAAUCUAAAAUUUGAUAUUUAUUAGAAUCAUUAACAUGGCAUACUGAAACAUAGAAGUACUUCACAACAUAAUAUUAAUGAAUACACUUAAUAAUAAUAAUAAAUGCAAUUAUUUGAAUAAUAUUUCAAUCAUUCCAAAAUUUCAUUUACUUUUAUAGAAUUUGUAACCAAAUAAAUAUAGUAUCAUAACUAACCAAUAUAAGUAUCGUAUUAUUUUUAUUGAGAAAUUGAUUAAUCCAAAUAUUUUUAAGAAUAGUUAAAGAAAAUGGGAAGAAGAAAGAAGAAAGAUUCUAUAUGAAUUAAAUUAAUAAAAGGAAGAUAAUUGUAUAUUGUAAACUGAAUUGCAUGAUCUAAAAAGAUAAAAAAAUACAUUGUCAAAAUAAUGUGAUAAUUUAUAGGUUAUUAUUGUAUAAGAAAGAUUGGGAAAACAACAAAGACAUUAAUAAUUUUAUUAACAUAAAUUUUAAGAACUUACUAAAAAUUUUCAUAUGCCCACCUAAGAAACUAUAUCAUCAUUAACUGAUGAAAGAGUAUUAUCUAUUACAAUUAUAGUUCGAAAGCAAUGAAACUUCUCUUGAUUCCUCCUUAUCUAAUGAAGAUGAUGAUCCAUCUAUCUAUUCUAAUUAAUUAUUCGAAAUCCUUCAGACUGGUAAACAUAGAUAUCAGUUUUCCAAAAAACUUAAUUGA
This is a messenger RNA of Paramecium pentaurelia, 807 nucleotides long. Lineage: Eukaryota; Ciliophora; Oligohymenophorea; Peniculida; Parameciidae. The record is from the annotation of a GenBank genome assembly.